AAAAUAGAGAAAAUAUGUUUUAGAAUCCGACAAAAAUAAAUAUGUAAAAUGGUACAUGGUGGAGCCUGAGAAAGUCCUAGACGCAGAAUUUAUCUCACUAGCUGUACAAGUUGCCUAAUAGUUAUAAAUGAAGGGGUAUGAAUAAUAGUUAUCAUUGAAAAUUAAUGGGAAAGUAGAAUAGUUAGUGAGAUAUUAAAAUAAUAUAAUCGAACCCAUUGGAAAAAGGAUCUCGAAAAUAUAAAAUUCGGGAUUGAAAAUUAAUCUAACGGGUCUUGAAAUAUGUUUGUAGUGGUGCGAUGUGAGAUAUGUAUAUGGAGUAGGUUCAACUAUAAAUGUGAGUGGCAUAUGUAGGCUGGGCAUAUUUUGUCCGUGAGUCUCGUGAAGUAAACUUCGAACGUCGUUCAUUUGAGUUUGAGAAGAUGGCCCGUACUAAGCAGACAGCCCGUAAAUCGACUGGUGGAAAGGCACCACGAAAACAAUUGGCCACCAAGGCAGCUCGCAAGAGUGCACCAGCAACCGGAGGUGUUAAGAAGCCCCAUCGUUACCGCCCAGGAACUGUAGCUCUUCGUGAAAUCCGUCGUUAUCAAAAGAGCACUGAACUUUUGAUCCGCAAAUUGCCCUUCCAACGGCUAGUUCGUGAAAUCGCUCAGGAUUUCAAGACUGAUUUGCGUUUCCAAAGCUCAGCAGUCAUGGCCCUCCAAGAAGCCAGCGAAGCUUACCUCGUCGGUUUGUUCGAAGACACCAACUUGUGCGCAAUCCACGCUAAACGUGUCACUAUUAUGCCAAAGGACAUUCAAUUGGCCCGCCGUAUCCGUGGUGAACGCGCUUUGGCAUAUGUAGGCUGGGCAUAUUUUGUCCGUGAGUCUCGUGAAGUAAACUUCGAACGUCGUUCAUUUGAGUUUGAGAAGAUGGCCCGUACUAAGCAGACAGCCCGUAAAUCGACUGGUGGAAAGGCACCACGAAAACAAUUGGCCACCAAGGCAGCUCGCAAGAGUGCACCAGCAACCGGAGGUGUUAAGAAGCCCCAUCGUUACCGCCCAGGAACUGUAGCUCUUCGUGAAAUCCGUCGUUAUCAAAAGAGCACUGAACUUUUGAUCCGCAAAUUGCCCUUCCAACGGCUAGUUCGUGAAAUCGCUCAGGAUUUCAAGACUGAUUUGCGUUUCCAAAGCUCAGCAGUCAUGGCCCUCCAAGAAGCCAGCGAAGCUUACCUCGUCGGUUUGUUCGAAGACACCAACUUGUGCGCAAUCCACGCUAAACGUGUCACUAUUAUGCCAAAGGACAUUCAAUUGGCCCGCCGUAUCCGUGGUGAACGCGCUUAAGCGACAGAGUUCUUUAAUUUAGAAUUCAAUUUAAGAAAAACGGUCCUUUUCAGGACCACA
Molecule: messenger RNA, 1379 nt
Organism: Hermetia illucens (black soldier fly)
Lineage: Eukaryota; Metazoa; Arthropoda; Insecta; Diptera; Stratiomyidae
Product: histone H3-like centromeric protein CSE4
Exons: 2
Coding region: 420-1319 (299 amino acids)
Cellular component (GO): nucleosome
Molecular function (GO): structural constituent of chromatin; protein heterodimerization activity; DNA binding
Source: RefSeq, a predicted model, not a curated record